Nothoprocta perdicaria is the source of this 3377-nucleotide messenger RNA. Its product is annotated as SH3 and multiple ankyrin repeat domains protein 3-like. Gene Ontology annotation, molecular function: ionotropic glutamate receptor binding; synaptic receptor adaptor activity. NCBI's taxonomy places the organism in Eukaryota, Metazoa, Chordata, Aves, Tinamiformes, Tinamidae. Bases 1 to 3357 code for a protein of 1118 amino acids. Gene Ontology annotation, cellular component: postsynaptic membrane; dendritic spine; postsynaptic density. The transcript is spliced from 5 exons. The record is from RefSeq and is a predicted model, not a curated record.
AUGAAGAAGUUUGCCUCGACGCGCAGCCUCAACAAGAUCCUGCAGCAGUGCGACUCCUCGUCCCGCGAGUACGAGGAGAUCCAGGCUGUGGAGAAGAAGUGGCACCUGCAUCUGGCCACCCCGCGCAAGUUCCUGGACAAGAAGGGCAAAAUGCCGUCUCUGUUCCUUUCAGCGCCGCCGCCGCCCAAGAGAGCCCCCAGCACCACGCUGACGCUGCGCUCCAAGUCCAUGACGGCCGAGCUGGAGGAGCUGGAGAAACUGGAUGAGAUCCUGGCGGCAGCAGAGCCCUCGCUGAGAGCAGACAUUGUGGAAGCGGAUUCCAGGGCAGCCACUGUGAAGCAGCGACCCACGAGCCGGCGCAUCACGCCAGCAGAGAUCAGUUCACUCUUUGAACGCCAGGGCAUGGCCGCACAUUCGGGAGUCCUUUCCGGAGCCGAGAAACCCCACGUUUCACUGCGCAAAGGAAUCCCACGAACAAAAUCCGUAGGGGAAGACGAGAAACUCGCGGCUUCUCUGCUAGACGGGAAGUUUCCCCGGAGCACAUCAAUGCAAGACACUGUGAGGGAAGGCCAUGGGAUCCCACCACCACCUCAGACAGCACCGCCCCCACCUCCUUCCCCCUACUACUUCGACACGGCUCCCCCUCCGUCCUUCUCUCCGCCUCCGCCUCCGGCAAGAGCUUACGAUACCAUAAGAUCAAGCUUUAAGCCAAGCCUGGAGGCCAAACUCCACGGACUCCCGCAGGUCAUUAGCGCAGCCGAGAUGUAUGACCAGGCAAGGACUUCCAUACCUUAUCCCGAACGGCAGAAGAGGGCGCGAUCCAUGAUAAUCCUCCAGGAUUCCUCUCACCUUCCCGUGGAGCCGACAGAGAUCCCCCGGCCUGGCCCGUCCGCAACCCCCCCGGAGAAGCUGAAGAGGAAGGGGAGAGUGAUUGACAACCCCUACGCCAACAUGGGGCAGUUCAACGUCAGUCUGUUCGCUCCCACCAAGCCGCAGAGGAAGAAGAGCCCUCUGGUGAAGCAGCUGCAAGUGGAGGACGCGCAGGAGCGGGCGGCGCUGUCCAUCACGGGGGGCUUCACCCGGGAGCCGUCUCCCACGCGCAGGAGCCAUCGCCUGAGCGGCGUGGAGUAUCAGCACCACCCCGGCAUCGCUCAGGUUGAAGCCACAAGCAUCCCCUUCGCCACUGCCAUCGCGGGAGUCAUGAAGGACAGAGACCGUCGUCUGGACGAGCGGCGGAAAUCCACUGUCUUCCUCUCCGUUGGGGCCAUCGAAGGCAGCGCCCCCAGCAGCGACAUGCCAUCCUUGCAGCAGUCCAGGUCCAUCGAUGAGCGCUUGUUAGGAAGCCGAGAUGUUCUACUGCCUUCCCCCGUCUCAGCUUUAAAGCCAUUAAUUAGCAGCUCGUCAUCAACGUUCAUCCACCCCCUAACCGGCAAGCCCCUGGAUCCCAACUCGCCACUGGCGCUUGCGCUGGCCGCAAGGGAACGGGCCCUCUCGACACAAGUCUCAUCCCGGUCGCCCACCCCGAUUCACAGCCCGGACUCGGAAAGAGCAGCACCUCUGUUUGUGGACAUCCAAACCAAAGAACCGGAGAGGGGGGAGCUGGAGAGCUUAGUGUCACCCGCCUAUUCCCCUGGAGGCAAAGGGGCCGUUGGGGCAGACGCUGGGACUUUGACACCCGCAAAGAGCCAGUGGGGGACUCCAUCCACACUGAGGAAAGAGACCGAGGCCAGGGCAGAAACACCCGGAAAAGAGGAGAAAAAACAAGAAGACAAGAAGUCCAUGAUCAUUAGUAUAGUGGAUACGUCACAGCAGAAGACCGCUGGCCUCAUCAUGGUUCAUGCCACAAGCAAUGGCCAAGACGAGAUAGGGCUGGAGGUGAAAGAGGAGAAGCCAGCCGUCCCUGAGACGUGCGCGGAGCCAGCGGAGUCCCCCCCGGAAGAGGCUCAACCCAGUCCUGUGGGAAAGCCUCCAGUGAGUCCGGCCUCCGACAAGACGCUGGGGCAAGGGAGUUCGGAGGAGGAAGUGGAGCCCUACACCGUUACCCUCCCACCAGCCCAGCUGUCUUCGAGCGAUGAAGAGACAAGGGAGGAGCUGGCCAAGAUAGGGCUGGUGCCUCCACCAGACGAGUUUGCGAACGGGGUACUGGUCACCACCCCUGGCACACCAAUCAGCCACCUGGCUACGCCUAGCACGCCAUCCAUACCAGCGGCAGCAGUAGCACCUUCUACCACUGGCGGAACACCCUCAGGGAAGCCCUCUGAUGCCCCCGUAGCCCCAGAGUCUGCUGCAGACUCGGGAGUGGAAGAGGUGGACACCAGAAGUUCAAGUGACCAUCACCUGGAGACCACAAGCACCAUCUCGACGGUCUCCAGCAUGUCUACGUUGUCCUCAGAAAGCGGGGAGCCUACUGACACAUACACUUCCUUUGCGGAUGGACAAACUUUUAUACUCGAGAAGCCACCAGUGCCUCCAAAGCCAAAACUCAAGUCCCAGCUCAGCAAGGGGCCAGUUACUUUCAGGGACCCACUUUUGAAGCAGUCUUCGGACAGCGAGCUCAUCUCCCAGCAACAUGCGGCCACUCUGGCGGCAGCCAGCAUUGGCCGGCCACGCUACCUCUUUCAGAGAAGGUCCAAGCUAUGGGGGGACCCCAUGGAGAGCAGGCCAGUCCAUGGGGCUGACGAUGACAAGCCAACUGUGAUCAGUGAGCUAAGUUCCCGACUACAGCAGCUGAAUAAGGAUACGCGAUCACUGGGGGAGGAACCGGCCGGGUCCCCGUUAGACCCCGGGAAGAAGUCGCCUGUGGUCGCAGCACGACUUUUCAGUAGUUUAGGAGAACUCAGCACCAUUUCCCAGCGGAGCUCCGGAACCACCUACACAGUCCGGCCCGGCAGUCGCUACCCCGUCACCCGGCGCACCCCCAGCCCCGUGAAGCCCGCUCUGGAUCGGACAGAGCCUCUCAGCACCGUGCGGCCCUACGGCCUCACGCCCCCCACCAUCCUCAAAUCUUCCAGCCUCUCCAUCCCCCACGAGCCCAAGGAGGUGCGCUUCGUGGUGAGGAGCGUGAGCGCCCGCAGCCGCUCCCCGUCCCCGUCCCCCUCGCCAGGGCCGCCCCUGCACGCGCUGCACCCGCCGCGGCCCUUCAUGCAGAAACCCCUGCACCUCUGGAACAAGUACGACGUCGGGGACUGGCUGGAAAGCAUCAAUUUGGUGGAGCACCGCGACAAGUUUGAGGACCAUGAGAUAGAGGGCACGCACCUGCCCGCCCUCACCAAGGAGGACUUUGUGGAGUUGGGGGUAACCCGGGUCGGGCACCGAAUGAACAUCGAGCGGGCGCUCAAGCAGCUGGUAGACAGCUGACCGCGCAGGCAGCCUGGCCU